Rhinocladiella mackenziei CBS 650.93 is the source of this 1470-nucleotide messenger RNA. RefSeq lists its product as uncharacterized. The transcript is spliced from 2 exons. Gene Ontology annotation, cellular component: endoplasmic reticulum membrane. The record is from RefSeq and is a predicted model, not a curated record. Gene Ontology annotation, biological process: triglyceride biosynthetic process. NCBI's taxonomy places the organism in Eukaryota, Fungi, Ascomycota, Eurotiomycetes, Chaetothyriales, Herpotrichiellaceae. Gene Ontology annotation, molecular function: diacylglycerol O-acyltransferase activity. Bases 1 to 1470 code for a protein of 489 amino acids.
AUGGCGUCCACCGCCGGCAGCUACGUACUCUUGAACUCGGAGCCUUCGCAGCCGCAAGAUCGUCUUGAGCACAAUCCUCCUCCGAAAUCUGACGCCGACGCCGUUAACGAGCCGGUCGAAGUGAACGGGAAAAAUGAUGGUCUUGUUGCUGCCGCAAGCCAGAACAGCGCAGCCAACGGAUCCGCCCCUGCUCCAAUAGUUAACGGCGCGAGGAAACGGCUCGAUGAGGAGAAAGCGAUAUAUGAGAAACACUUAUGUAAGGAAGGAGAGACCUCAUUGACAGGCAUCAAGCUCAGCGAGAACCUCGAAAAGAACCUCACGCACAAGACAAGGACGCCGCCACGAGAGAAGAAGCCAAACAAGCCGUCCAAACAACAGGAUGUACCCGAUGCUCAGCUUGCGAGCGGCCGAAGGGCUGGCGCAGGCUGGGAAAGGUCAGCGAUGCGAUGGGCUCCUCUGAAUGUACCACUUCAACGACGCCUUCAGACCCUGGCGGUCUUGUGGCAUACGACUUCCAUUCCUCUCUUCCUCUCUCUCUUCUUCUUGCUCUGUGCCAUUCCUCUCGCCUGGCCGCUUUUGAUUCCUUAUCUCAUCUAUACCCUUUUGAUCAGUGAGGAAGCUACAAAUGGGACACUUUCCCGAAGGUCCAAUUGGAUGCGCAGAUCUAAGUUCUGGUCUUUGUUCGCAUCCUAUUUCCCCGCUCGUUUGCAUCGCACUGUUGAGCUGGAGCCGACCCGAAAAUACAUAUUUGGGUACCACCCGCACGGAAUAAUCUCUCAUGGAGCAUUUGCGGCUUUCGCAACAGAAGCGCUCGGGUUCGCGGAUCUCUACCCUGGUAUAACAAACACUCUCUUAACACUCGACACCAAUUUUCGGGUUCCCUUCUAUCGAGAUUAUGCUUUGGCAAUGGGCUUAGCCUCCGUAUCACGAGAGUCCAUCGAAAAUCUGUUGUCUAAAGGUGGCCAUAAUGGCGAAGGCAUGGGUCGAGCGGUGACUAUUGUCAUCGGGGGCGCUCGAGAAAGUCUGGAUGCUCGGCCCCAUUCUCUACGACUCGUCCUCCGAAGCAGAAAAGGAUUCAUCAAGCUGGCAAUCCGGAUGGGUGCUGAUCUUGUUCCUGUGCUGGCUUUCGGUGAGAACGAACUGUACGAUCAAGUCGACAGCGUCGAACACCCUUGGAUUUACAAGGGACAAAUGAUUGUGAAAAAGAUGAUGGGAUUCACGAUUCCACUGUUUCAUGCUCGAGGCAUAUUCAACUAUGAUGUCGGGCUCAUGCCCUAUCGCCGCGCUGUCAAUAUUGUGGUGGGUCGACCCAUUAGAGUGGUCCAGCAAGGCAGUAAAGACAACAAAGUGGAUGAAGCGUACCUUGACCAAGUCCAUACUGAGUACGUGGCGGAGUUGGUCCGAUUGUGGGAUGGAUACAAAAACACUUUUGCCAAAGACCGAAAGGGAGAGCUCGAAAUUGUCGAGUAG